This is a messenger RNA of Eucalyptus grandis, 885 nucleotides long. RefSeq names its product glycine-rich cell wall structural protein 2-like. NCBI's taxonomy places the organism in Eukaryota, Viridiplantae, Streptophyta, Magnoliopsida, Myrtales, Myrtaceae. Bases 1 to 885 code for a protein of 294 amino acids. The transcript has 2 exons. The record is from RefSeq and is a predicted model, not a curated record.
AUGACAUUGCCAGAGAAAUUGAUUGGAAUAACUUUCGUCAUUGAUCAAGUGGCGGGAAACUUAUGGUCGACAAAGAUGAUGAUGAUGAGCACUGCUCGUUUAAAAGUUGGCAUAGUUGUGGAAGUUUCUUUGGCAGGCUAUGGUGGAGCCGGAGGUGGAGUUGGUGGCAGCAGCGGAAGAGGAGAUAGCGGUGGAGGAAAUGGCGCAUAUGGCCAUGGAGAAGAUUAUGGAGGAGGGGCAGGGGCAGGUGAGGGUAGUAGAAAUGGAAGAAAAGGCAAGGGUGGUGGAGGUGGAGAAGUUGGCUCUGAUGGAGGCUUUGGCCAUGGAAGUGGGUUUGGUGCUGGUGGUGCUAUUGGAAGUGGAAUCGGCAGUGGCGGUGGCAGUGGCGGUGGACAUGGCGGUGGUGGAGAUGGAGCAUAUUGCAGCAGUGGCUCUGGCGAAGGAUUUGGUCAAGGAAGUGGCUUUGGCGCUGAAUUUGCUUCAGGAGCUAAUGGAGGGGGAGCUGGUGGUGGAGGAGGUGAUUUGGGGGCAGUGGUGUUGGGGGCGGAGGUGGGAGUGGUUUCGGUGGAGGCUUUGGCAAGGGAGGAUUCACUGGUGUUGCUGGAGGAGGUGGCGGUGGUGGAGGAGGAGGUGGGGGUGGCAGCGGCAGCAGACAGGGGGAUAUUCAGGGGAGGGAUAUGGCCAUGGGAAGGCAGUGGUUCCAGAGCAGGUGGAGGCGGAGGCAUGGGUGAGUUCAACGGUGGCAAAGGCGGUGAUUCAUCUGCUAAAGGGCUGACAACUGGGGGAAGUAAUGGUAUUAGAAUUGGGUUUGGCAUGGUCAUUGGGAUUGGAUUUGGAAGGGGGGGCGGGGACGGAGCCAAACGUAGCAGCGACGGGAAACACUAA